This is a messenger RNA of Acanthoscelides obtectus, 663 nucleotides long. The record is from the annotation of a GenBank genome assembly. Lineage: Eukaryota; Metazoa; Arthropoda; Insecta; Coleoptera; Chrysomelidae.
AUGAUGAACAGCAAGGGGAUUCAAUUCUCCAAAGCGAGGACGGCGGGUACCAGUGUGAAGGUAUUCACAAAUACACCAGCUGACUACCGUCAGCUAGUCGCACUGCUGGAAUCCAUCAAGCGGCCCUUCUUCAUCUAUCCACUGAAGGAGGACAGGAUGGACCAGAGGGUCAUUCGUGGGCUACCCAGAGAGAUGUCAGUCAAUGACAUCAAAGAGGAUCUAGUGAGCCAAGGCAUCGCAGACGCCGAGGUUCAGCAGAUGACCUCAAGGACCACAAAGAAGCCACUUCCGCUCUUCCUCGUCAAGACGAAGAUGCCGGAAAAGCUUGCAGAGAUCCAGAGGCUGGCCAUGCUCACGGUCAGCUUCGAGAGGAAGAAAAAGUCUUCCGAGCCCAGCCAAUGUUACCGCUGCCAGCGGUACGGGCACACACAGCGGAACUGUCGUCUCGCUGAACGGUGCGUUAAGUGUGGAGAGGACCACAACAGCACCAGCUGCAGUCUGCCAGCGCCGCCAACAGGGCAACGAAACGCCAAAUUUUUUAGUGCUUACGAACCAUAUAGGUUUUUCCUAAUAUGUCUGACCAAUGGAACUGGUCAGAGAGGCAACCACGUGAUGAUGAAUGAAGAUAUGGUACACUUUUUGGUAUUGCUUGCUGUGUAUUAA